Molecule: messenger RNA, 3776 nt
Organism: Physella acuta
Lineage: Eukaryota; Metazoa; Mollusca; Gastropoda; Physidae
Source: RefSeq, a predicted model, not a curated record
AGGUUUUGUCUCAGUUAAUGUAGUUGAUUGUUUAAAAACAGAUCUUGUACGUCAAUAUUCUAAAUCCAGAUAACCAUCCGGUCUUCAGAUAACCAUCCGGUCUUCAGAUAACCAUCUGUUUAAAGGCUGAGUCAGUGAACCGUGUCCUGAGAACAUCCAGCCAAUAAACGAUGAUUUACGUGAUUGCUGAUUCUAGCCAAUGAACCAUGAACUUGGCUGCAGAACUUCCACAUCCGGGUGGCCUUGAGCAGACGACAGAUGGGGCAAUGGACUACGAUAUCUCGAUUGUUGCAGUUUCCGUCUUCUUCGGACUCACUGCCCUCGUUUUAACAACAAUAUCUUGCUUGUGUUGCAAGAAAGACUCGCCCCAAGGCCACUACAGCAGGUAUGGCAAGAGCAAGGACCGUAUCCCCCUGGAGGACCUGCUCAGCAAGCCCCCCCUCGCGGACCCCGAGUCUGUCUUCAGCGAGCUCUCCUACGACGGCCGUAUGUCCAGCAAUGCCAACAACUGGGCCAUGUGGGAGGACGGGCCAAGCGGGGUCCACGACUCCAGCGCCGCCCCGGGGAAAAGUUCCGACACGUACGACUACAACCGCCGCACCAGCUCCGUCAAGCUCAACAAUGCGGGCGGGACGGCGGCGGCUGGCAUCGCCGCCAACAAGAAGUGGAGCAGCGAGAAGCAGAAGACUAAAAUGAACCGGAAGUUGCGCGUGCAGGAGCUCAACCAGCAGCACAACAUCCAGAACGAUCUGAAGCCUCUACCCACCAUCCAUGACGACUUAAGGGAAGCGGUCAACGACCCGGCGUCACCGUCUGGUCAAGCGUCUUCCACCAGUCCUGAUUACUGUCAAGCCGUGGAGCUACCUCAGAAAAACACAAACCACAAAGGGCAGUACGAGAAGCCUUUGCUGGAAGAAAGCGGGCUGAAGAUUCACCGCGCGUCCAUCAAGACGCCCCCGGCCAACUACUCCUUCUGUCACUCGACGCGGUGCAGCUUCAGCCACGAGCUGGGCCACACGGCCAACGGCAGCAAGUUGCCGCGGACCAGCCUGCCCCGGUCUGACGAGGUCCCGUCCAACCCGCACAGAAAAAACAGCAGACUCCGUAGAACUUCCAGCACAGAGAUUUUCUCCAGCCGUGUUCCGCUUGUAGGCAACGGUUCCAACAUUGGCCAUAGCAAUGUUCAUGCAGUCGCCAAGUUCAAGGACGCUCACAUGGUCAAAUCUCACAGCGAUCACGUGAUCUGUUACGGGCAAACUGAUACAAAGAACAGAAACCAGGAUACGGAGAUUAACGAGUGCGACGUCAUCACCAAGGAGUGUGACGUCAUCUCCACUGAGUGUGACGUCAUUGCCCCAUCCCCGUCGAGCACGCUGUCCAACAGUUUGACCCUCCCCGUCAGCAUUGAGCUGCCCUCCAGCCUGGUCGCUGACCAGUCGCCCUCACACGUGACCGUAGAGCAGACGUUAGCUGACGUCACGCGGCCGUCCGCCGACGAACGUGACGGCGUCAUCAUGCGGAGGUCGUACUCCUGCAAGGCCCGGCACGAGCCGUCUGCUCACCCCACCAGCUCUAAGACCAUCAGCCUCAACCUCCAGAUCAACGUCCAUUUCCAGGACCCAAAAGACGAGAUCACCACGCCCCACGUGACCUGCCUGACCAGCCUUGAACCCCAGAAGCCGGUGUUCAACCCUUUCAGCGGAUACUACCAGGGUCUGAACGCCCUCAAGCACGCCAUCUUCAAACACAACACGGAAGUGAUGACCGAGAACGGCAGCAACCUGAAGGAGAGGAUGCUGGAGCAAUCGUUCGCCGCCAAGGCCAAGCUGAUCAACACGGAGACGGACGAGCUGAGGAAAAGAUUCUCUGAACCCAUGUUUCUCCAGAGUGUGAUCCUAGAGUCGCCCGAAGAUUCUCACAUUGUGAGGAGGAUGUCUGUUAUUGACGCCAGAAGUCUGAAGAAGGAAAGAUUCGUGCACAGGCCCAGACUCACUGUACACGAGAUUAGACAACUCGACCAGCCUGCUCAGCCGGGCAUAGAGCCGGGCAUAGAGCCGGGCAUAGAGCCGGGCACUGUGCCGGGCAUAGAGCCGGGCAUAGAGCCGGGCAUUAAGACGGGCAUAGAGCCGGGCAUUGAGGCAGGCACAGAGCCUGAUGUAAACACGGGCACCUCGCAAGAAAACGAAAGUAGCGAACCUCUAUCCGAACAGUUUGACAACACGAGCGGCCUUGAGACAAACAGUCCGGCCACCACUGAAGUUGAGCACUGUCAGCUCAACACGACAUCCGCCCUUCAAGUGGAGACGUCAGGCAUCAAAGACAGCUCGCAGCGAAAAUCUCCCGACCAAGACAGUGUUCCCACGUCUUCAUCUACAAGCCCAGAGUUCAAAUCCCAGGACGGGGUGGAGAAAACCGUUUCUUUACACAGAACAAACGCGACGCUCUAUAGCAGCGAUGUGCCAAAACCUACCAGACAUUCAUUGAAUGCUAAAGCUGUCUUAGAGAAUGUCUUAUCUAGAAAUUCGCUUAAAGAAAGCAGCGAUAAUUCGGCCGAUAAUGUGAAGAAUGCGGAGUUAUCUUCACAUGACAGGGGCAAUAACCUGGUAUCUGACACUGAAUCAAAGAUCAGUUUUUCUGUUAAAGAGUCAGGGGAAGAGAACUCGGCAGGAACAGAUCUGAACAUAGCAACCAACAACAACAUGGCGGCAAACCUUUCAUCUCCUCUAGCACAAGAUGGCGGCUGUGAUGAGCCGAACAGACAGCGAAUUCCUGCUGAGGAUUGUGGGAAGAAUGUCGAGGAGUCAGAGUCUAAAGGUUCGCCCAUCGCUAGAACAAGGAUGACGCAUGACUCUGGCCAGGCUGGACAGGUAAAUAGGAGGAGGGCCAUGAUAUUCAAUACAAGCAAUACGGCCACCGGCGUCAUCACAGGCAACACGGCCACCGGCGUCAUCACAAGUAACACGGCCACCGGCGUCAUCACAGGCAACACGGCCACCGGCGUCAUCACAGGUGGGAGACCAGAGUCGGACAAACCAGCCGUGGUGCCGGACAAACCUGCCGUGGUGCCGGACAAACCUGCCGUGGUGCCGGACAAACCUGCCGUGGUGCCGGACAAACCUGCGAAACCUGUCGCUAUGCCUAGAACUGUUCUUAGAAAUAAGGUGAAAAGCGAAGAAUCUAGAAGCCAUCAAGCAGAAGAGGUCACGGGGGACAAAAGUCCGAUACGGAAAUCGGUGGCAAGGAAAAAAAAACCGUUUCUGUCCAUACCGAGCGACGAUGUCGAGAAAGACAACAACGGAAGUGACGAGAGCGACUACGACAACCCGUGGGACGAUCUGGACGACGCCGUCAAGCGAGCGUCCAUCCGCUACAACCGCCGGCCGAGUCGUGUGGCGGCUGGCACCAAGACGUUGCUGCUCAAGUCUGCUGAGGACCUGGGGAGGCUGCUGGAGGAGGCGGAGAAGAAGAGGAGGCUGAGGCAGGAGACGGUGCACAGCGAGAUUCGAUCUCCGGACGAAGACGUGGAGAGCUUGGCCAUCCCGUUCACGCGGUUCUCCCCCUACAGACACACGGUCAAGGGCAUCGUCAACCAGACGCAGCUGGCACAGUCGUCAGAGAACAUCCUGAAGAGCUCCAGUCCGGAGUUCAGUCUCCUGCGGGCAGAGGGCAUCAACGAGGAGGGCAGACGGUCGACCGAACACCGCCGACCUCAGUCGAUGGCCGCCAAGUGGAUUGCCAAGAUCAGCAGCCCAGAAACCAAACGUCACAAAAAUUAA